AUGGCUUACAUAUACCAUGAAAAUCAAUACUCAGGUCCGGGUGUUUGGCAGCAGUGCUAUAGCGGGCAACUGCCCAGAGGUAGACCAGUCUUAGGGGGCAAUGAUAUCAAUGGCAAAGCGCUAUUCGUUGGCCGAGCCGUACAGGAAGGGGACACCAUUCCCGGAAAGGUGGUCCCCUCACACGGUGUGUGUUACGUGGCGUACGGGGGCGCAGAACACGGCCACCGAGACUACCAGGUGCUGACCAAUCCCAGUGGUAAAGACAUGGUAUGGGUGCCGGCGGCCAACGGGGAGGUACCGUACGGUGCCAUUGAGGGCGGCGAACAAAGUGAUGGCCAGGUGUUGUACAUCGGCCGCGCCUACCAUUCGGGCUCAAUGGUGUUGGGCAAAGUGCACCCUGGUCAUAAUACACUCUAUGUCUCUUUCGAUGGCCAUGAAGUUCCCAUUCGCCACUAUGAGGUCCUUCGUGAUUUACGAGUGAUUACGAGUGUUAUAACACAACUCGUGUUGUGUCCGUGGAAACAGACCGUACGGACAGACAGACAGUCGGCAGUUGUGUUGUGGACACACCUGAAGACGUGUCCGGCGUUAAUCAGCCGGCGAUUGGCCACUAAAUCAACUCGCGAUCAGUGGUUACUAGUAUUGCGAUACGGGUCGUGGGGGCGGCCAAUCACCAGCACAACUACCGCCACCGGCCGGCGACUAUCAACACUCAUCGGUGGUCAUCAGUGGCGGGCCGUAGGACCAGAUCUUACUGCGGCCAGUGGUGGCCAAUCACCAGUACAACUACCGGUGCGGCGGUGGCUAAAUACGGGGGAAUUCCGGCGACUGUCCGCCAAGUCUCGCAAUAGGGAUGGUAUGCUCUACGCGACGGCAUUCGUGCUGAUCGUAUUGGGCGGCACUUACGCCGCGGUUCCCAUCUAUCGGAUCUACUGUCAGGCGACCGGAAAGGGCGGCAAAGCCUUCAUCGACGAGGAGAAGAACAAGAAGAUCGCCGAAAUGGUGCCCAAACAGGACCGCCUCCUGAGGGUGACGUUCAGCGCAGAGACCACGAGUCAGAUGUCCUGGAAUUUUAUGCCCACUCAGCCCGAGAUCAGGUGCUAUCCCGGAGAGACUGUACUCGCCUUCUUCACCGCCAAGAAUCCGUUGGACAGACCCGUCGAUGGUUUGUGUGAUUGA
Messenger RNA from Medioppia subpectinata, 1179 nucleotides. Lineage: Eukaryota; Metazoa; Arthropoda; Arachnida; Sarcoptiformes; Oppiidae. The record is from the annotation of a GenBank genome assembly.